Messenger RNA from Cannabis sativa, 1844 nucleotides. RefSeq names its product UDP-glycosyltransferase 73C1-like. The coding region runs from base 257 to 1729 and encodes 490 amino acids. Gene Ontology annotation, molecular function: UDP-glycosyltransferase activity. The transcript has a single exon. NCBI's taxonomy places the organism in Eukaryota, Viridiplantae, Streptophyta, Magnoliopsida, Rosales, Cannabaceae. The record is from RefSeq and is a predicted model, not a curated record.
AAAAGAAAAAUAAACUUCUUUCUUGUUUUGGAUUGAUGUUGAGAUGAGGUAAGCACUGUCCACACAAAUCUGUUAUGGCUGUGAGCCUCUGAGUGAAGCGUUACGUCUCAAAGUAAAUAUCUUGGAGCUAUAUAUAUAAAUAUACAAACAAAGGACCAAUUGAAAAUAUCUUUGAGCUAUAUACAAACAGAAGCACAUACAUCUGGUACUAAGAUCUCCUUUACCUAAUUUUUUUUCUUUUCCUAUUGAAAUUUCAAUGGCUUCCCAAGAUAAACAGCUUCACUUUCUCAUGUUUCCUCUUAUGGCACAAGGCCAUAUGAUUCCAAUGGUGGAUAUAGCCAGAAUGUUAGCAGAACGCGGUGCCAAGAUUACCAUAGUCACCACACCAGACAACGCAGCUCGUUUUACAAGCGUUCUUGCUCGAGCAGUUGAAGCCGGGCUAAAUAUCCACUUAAUACAACUGAAGUUUCCUUCAAAAGAAGCAGGAUUACCUGAAGAAUGUGAGAAUUUUGACACCAUGCCUUCUCUCGGUUGUUCCAUAAAACUCUUCCACGCAGCCUCUUUGAUGCAACAGCCAGUGGAGAAAAGGUUUGAAGAGCUUAAGCCUAGGCCAAAUUGCAUAAUAGCUGAUAUGUGUUUUCCUUGGACAAUAAACAUAGCUCGAAAGUUCAACAUUCCAAGGAUAUCUUUCCCUGGAACAAACUGCUUCUGCAUGUUAUGCCUUUACAACGUGCACAGUUCGAAGGUUCUUCUUAAUACUAUAAAUUCUGAAACAGAGCGCUUUCUUCUCCCUGAUUUGCCAGACCGAAUUGAGGUUACAAAAGCACAGCUACCACUUUCAUUAAUUAGUUCAGAGCUGAAAGAUUUUCAUGAGCAAAGGAUGAAAGCUGAAAUAGAGUCUUAUGGUGUAAUCAUUAACAGUUUUGAAGGGUUGGAGCAUACAUAUAUAAAAGAGUACAAGAAGGUGAGGAACGGCAAAGUUUGGUGUAUCGGCCCGGUUUCCUUAUGCAACAAAGAUGAAUUGGAUAAGGCUCAAAGAGGUAAACAGUCUUCUGUUGAUGAACAUCAGUGUCUCAAAUGGCUUGAUUUGUGGAAACUAGCCUCUGUAGUAUAUGCUUGCCUAGGAAGCUUAUGUAAUUUAUUAACUCCACAGUUGAUAGAACUUGGACUAGGAUUGGAAGCUUCAAACAAACCAUUUAUUUGGGUUAUAAGAGGUGGAACUAGUACAACACAAGAACUAGAGAAAUGGAUAAAAGAAGAUGGAUUUGAAGAAAGGACAAAGGAAAGAGGGUUGGUGAUCAGGGGUUGGGCUCCACAAGUUCUAAUCCUAUCACACCCUUCUGUUGGAGUGUUCUUAACUCAUUGUGGGUGGAAUUCAUCUCUUGAAGGAAUAUCUGCAGGAGUUCCCCUGGUCACCUGGCCCUUAUUUAGUGACCAAUUUCUUAAUGAGAAACUGGUUGUGCAUGUUUUGAAGAUAGCUGUAAGUUUGGGGUUGGAAGAGGCAAUGAAGUGGGGAGAGGAAGAGAAAGAUGGGGUGAAGGUGAAGAGGGAAACUAUUAAGAGUGCUUUAGAGGAAGUUUUGAAUGAAGAGGAAGAAAGCAAGAAGAGAAGGGAAAGAGCUAGAAAGCUUGGGGAGAUGGCAAAGGGAGCUGUUGAAGAAGGUGGCUCUUCACAUCUCAAUUUGACAUUGUUUUUAGAAGAUAUUGCACAACUAGAAGGUAGUAACUAGCUACAAGAGUAUGAAAAGAACUAAAAUGAUAUGUACUUUUAUUGUUGGUUAGGAAAAGUUGUUUUUAACUGUCUUAUUUAUUUUUCUUCCAAUAAAAAAACUGUCUUAUUUAUUU